AUGUGCCAUAAUCAUCCGCGCAAUCUGUCCCAGUGCUUUCGCCUUGUUCUCCUCUUGUUCUUCAUACGGGACAUUGUGAGGGCGCACGAGUUCUCGAUAGGGCCCUGCCAGUUCCAAUAUCUCGAGCCGUGCACAUCCAAAACGAUCGCGUUUUACAUCUUCUCCAGCGAGCACCCGCAAGAUGGCCCCGUACUGCUGGACGCUAUUGAUCCGCACGUGCCGGAACACAUUUCGCUUAACCAAACCAACAAGCUGAUCGUACACGGAUAUGGCGGUAGUAUCGAUUUCAACGCUACCAAAAUGAUCCGCAAAGCGUACUUGCGAAAACCGAACACGAACGUCUUCAUCGUCGAUUGGGGUAAACUGUCCCGGCUGCCGUGCUAUCCGACCGCCGCCUUCAACACCAAGCAGGCGGGCGAAUGUACGGCCACGUUCCUGAUCGGGUUGCAGGCGAACCAUCCGGAAUUUAGUACCCGCGAUCUGCACGCCAUCGGUUUCAGUCUCGGUGCGCACGUGCUGAGCUUCACCAGCAACGCGCUGGAGAAAUCGAUUGGCGUCAAGUUCCGCCGUAUCACAGGUCUCGAUCCGGCCUUACCGUUCUUUGCGACGGCCCGACCCCACUGGAAGCUGGACCAAAGCGAUGCCGACUUUGUCGAUGUGAUCCACACCAAUGCGGGCGUUUACGGGAAGAUCGAAGCGUGCGGCCAUGUCGAUUUCUACAUGAACGGAGGCCAAAAUCAACCGGGUUGUGAAAAAGAUUCAAGUGAGUAUCAACCCCUCUGCAGCCACAAAAUGUCGGCCGCCUACUUUGCGGAAUCGAUCAACAGCAAGCACGGGUUUUGGGCGACACGCUGCACCAGUUACUUUGCAUACUUUUUCGGCUUCUGUAAGUAUCGUGUCGAGCAGCAGCAGCAGCAGCAAUCGCUGAUUGCCGGUGAAGAUAGCAGCCGGCAGGAAGAGACGACGCAACCUGACGUGGCCCUCGGCGAAAACAACAAUGUGCACGAUACCAAUCGCAUACUGAUGGGCGAGUACUGUUCGAAUACUGUUGAGGGUGUAUACUUUGUGCCUACGAACCAAAAGUCUCCAUUUGCGAUGGGCUUCUAA
Molecule: messenger RNA, 1107 nt
Organism: Anopheles moucheti
Lineage: Eukaryota; Metazoa; Arthropoda; Insecta; Diptera; Culicidae
Product: phospholipase A1-like
Exons: 5
Coding region: 1-1107 (368 amino acids)
Biological process (GO): lipid metabolic process
Molecular function (GO): lipase activity
Source: RefSeq, a predicted model, not a curated record